AUGGGCAUCCCCCUCUCAACCCAACCGCCCUCCAUCUCUGGCCGCGACGCGUGCCUCAUUCCCGUCGGCGAAAACUGGUCCGCUCUCGUCCCAAAGGACCAGCUCAUACCGACUUGCGGUGCCAUGUGUGAUGGCCCGCCUCCUCGAAGAGGAGAAGAUUACUACGAGCGGUGGAAGAGGGAGCGAUACAUACCGCCCGGAGGUGGGUAUGGUGGGGGCAGCCUGGGAUUAAGGGGCGGUGGUGGCCCAGGAGGAGGAGGAGGAGGAGGUGGUGGUGGUGGGUAUGACAGCCGUCAUGGUGGAGAGUGGAGGCAUGGAAGUCCUCACGGUUAUGAGAGUCCCAGGGAAGACGGAUGGCGUCGAGGUCGUUCUAGAGGAGGCGCAGGCGGUUAUGAGAGUCCACGAGGCCGCUAUGACGGCGACUGGAGGCAGGAAGAGGCAAGACAGAGGAAGAAUGACUGCGCCGAGCACGGCUUCGCGUGCCGCAAGUGCAGCAAAGGCUGCAUCUGCAAGAAACCGGGCACCAAGUUCAUGGGCACGAUGAAUGGCGAGGAGUUUGAAGGUCUCAUGAAGAUAGAGGACGAGGAAUCGGACGAUGGUCGGGAAAAGACGGGCAAGGAUAAGAAGAAGAAGAAAGCUCGCUCUGCAACUGAGGAGCUGCUGAAGAAGAUGGAGCGCACAAACCAGGACAUGAACAUGCGGCAACAGAUGAUGGAGGAUUACCUGAGACAGCAGCGACUUGCAGAUCCUCCAAUUCGCUCUCCCUACCCCCGCCGCGGCAUCAAAGGAGGUUUUGGUGGUGGUGGUGGUGACGCAGGCUGGGCUGCCGGGCCUUCUCCUUGGGAUGAGGAAGAGGACGAUGAGGUAGGAGAGUUUGCUCAAGGCCUGCCACCAGCUCUAGGCGCCGGCCCGAUGCCACGUCCAACUCGCUUCGGCAGAGGCGGCAGAGGCGGAGCCAUGGCGCUGCGUGGAGGAGGUUUGAAUAGACCACCGCCUCAACGAGCAGCAGCAGGAGCAGCUCGAUUCGGACGCAGUGCGAAGGAGCCGGACUGGGACACGUUCAACCAAGGAGGUGCCGGCAUGCUGAAAGACUUCAACGGCGACCCCGUCACCUUCACGUACCAGCCGCGGCACGACGAUGAUGCUGAGAUAGGUGGUCCCCUUGAUCCAGGACCUGGCCCGAGGUUCGGAAGCGAGGCCGGGGGUUUCAAAGGCUGGGGUGGUGGAGGGGCGUUCGGGCCUGGAGCUGAUAUUCCGGCCCCUGGAGGUGGCCGUUCAGGUCCGGCUAGUCCUAGGACAGGCACACGAGGUGGAAGGAGAGGGCUUGGUUUGUCACCGCCACCUGGUGCAAAGUCACCAAGCAAGAGAAAACCGUUUAAGGAAAGUGUUGAUGAUGACGAACAAGGUGGACGGGCUGGGCUAUAA
This is a messenger RNA of Coniosporium apollinis CBS 100218, 1425 nucleotides long. RefSeq lists its product as uncharacterized. The record is from RefSeq and is a predicted model, not a curated record. The coding region runs from base 1 to 1425 and encodes 474 amino acids. Lineage: Eukaryota; Fungi; Ascomycota; Dothideomycetes. The transcript has 2 exons.